AUGGCGUUGGGACCGGUCGAAGACAAUGCUCUUAAGCAGCUUCAGCCAGAAAAAUCAGAGCUUCUAGAUGUUAUCGAUGAGCUACGGACCCUUGGCUUUGGCCGCCUCGUGAAACCUCCCCAGCUGAUCGUAUGUGGAAACCGGUCUAGCGGCAAAAGCUCAGUGUUAGAAGCUAUCUCACGCGUGCGUUUUCCAAUCGAGAGGAAUUCGUGCACUUGCUUUCCAACCGAAGUGAUUCUGCGAAGGAGCCCUUCUUCUCGCGUCAAGGUCAGCAUCGAGCCUAGCAAAUCUCGGUCAGAUGACCAAGAAAUUCAGCGACUCCGCGAGUUCUCUUCAGACACGUUCUCCACCGGUGAUGACCUUCCGGGUCUGACUGAUAAAGCUAAAGGAUGCAUGGGAAUUACUAGUUCUAGGCUUACUGACGACAUCCUCCGAAUUGAGAUUUGCGGACCCGAUAAGCCAGAUCUGACCUUAGUCGACCUCCCUGGCUUGUGUAAUGCAACUGAAAAUAACCAAGAAAUUUCUGUCACUCGCAAUCUGACAGAGAGAUACAUGAAUGACUACAGGAGUGUCAUACUGGCCAUCAUCAGUGCUGGAAGCACAUACGACAUUCAGGAAGUUUUGAGUAUCGCAGAGCACUUUGAUCCAAAGCGAGAAAGAACUCUCGGGGUCAUAACUCAUACUGACAUACCCGAGGGUAACUCUGAAGAAGAGAAAGCAUACCUCCAACUUGUGAACAACGAGAAGAUCCGGCUACAACUUGGGUGGCAUGCGCUUAGGAACCGAUCGUUUUGCACUAGGAAUAUUUCGGAUGAUGAAAGAGACGAAUUGGAGAAGGAAUUCUUCAGUUCUGGUGCAUGGGCAGCCAUUUCUAGAGAGCUUGUUGGGUUGGAAAGUCUCAGAUAUCGGUUGGGCAACAUCUUGCAGGAGCAUAUCAAGCGAAAUAUGCCCGACCUGGUUGCCGAUAUAGAAGAAAAGAUCUCUUGCCGUCAAAAAAGACUUGUGAAACUUGGGGAGGAGCGUGGAACAGUACAGAAAGAACGGAGUUAUCUCCUUCGCAUUGGCAACAACUUUGAAAGGACUGUCAGUAACGCAUUGAACGGUCUCUACACUGGUGAAUUCUUUGGCGGUCUUGAUCCUGUAUCUCUUCAACACGACCCUAGAAGACUCCGGGCGGUGGUUCGAGAGCUGAAUGAUCAGUUUGCGGAUACGAUGCACCUCAGAGGCUGUCGCCGACGCAUUGUCGGGCUUGACGAGGAACUAGAGGAUCAGAGUCCAACCCGCAAGAGGCAGAAAUCGUACGUCCAGGGAUCAGACGAGUCAGGCCCAAUCCUCGUCUCAAAAACCGAGCUCGAGCAGGAAAUUGAGGAAAAGAUUCACGAGAACCGUGGGAUUGAGCUACCGGGAAAUGCGAACCAGCUUCUUGUUGGAGAUCUGUUCCGCGAUCAAUCGAAGCCAUGGGAGAAACUUGCAAAAGGACAUAUCAUGGCGGUGUGGGAAAGUGUGAGAUGCUUCGUUGGGCUUCUCCUUCACCAUCUAUCAGAUGAUCACACUUGCCCAAAGCUCAUGGGUACUGUUCUAGACCCUGCCUUGGAAAAGAUGAAGGACCAUCUUCUGGAAAAGCUCCAAGAACUCAUGGCUUACAAUAAGAGAGGACACCCGCUUCUAUUCUGCCAACAAUACCUUGGAUCGGUUGAAAAGCUGCAAUCUGAUCAGCAGCUCGCGCUUCUAGAUGAGCGGCUUCGGACAUCAACAGAAACAAGUUUUGCGGCCAACGAUGUUCGGAAUUUGGUUCUCGAAACGCAGCCUUCCCGCGGCCAUUUUGCAGCUGCUCAGAUAAUACAUCUGGUGCAGGCAUAUUACAAGGUCAGUGCCCUUUUGACUUUCAUAGAAAACAUUGCGAUACUGGGAAUCGAAAAUUGUCUCCUACACCCCCUUGAAAGCGUCUUCACCGGCUUGACUGUCAAUGACAUGGAUGACGCGGCCAUCCAGUACCUUGCUUCUGAGCAUAAAUUCGUCCAGGCCGAUAGAGAGCUACUGCGCAGCGAGCUAGAUAAGCUUCAGGCUUGUCUACGU
Molecule: messenger RNA, 2076 nt
Organism: Aspergillus wentii DTO 134E9
Lineage: Eukaryota; Fungi; Ascomycota; Eurotiomycetes; Eurotiales; Aspergillaceae
Exons: 2
Cellular component (GO): membrane; microtubule; cytoplasm
Molecular function (GO): GTP binding; GTPase activity; microtubule binding
Source: RefSeq, a predicted model, not a curated record